GUAAGCAUCGUUGAAGUUCUCUCUUCUGCAGUCGUCAUAUCUAAGUCAGAGUCUCCCAAAGAGCCGGAACAGCUACAGAAGCUCUUUAUCGGAGGUUUGAGCUUUGAAACAACAGAUGAGAGUCUGAGGAGUCAUUUUAAGCAAUGGGGAACGCUCACAGACUGUGUGGUGAUGAGAGAUCCAAACAGCAAGCGCUCCAGAGGCUUUGGGUUUGUCACAUAUGCCACUGUGGAGGAGGUGGAUGCAGCCAUGAAUGCAAGGCCACACAAGGUGGAUGGAAGAGUUGUGGAACCAAACAGGGCUGUCUCAAGAGAAGGUUCUCAAAGACCGGGUGCCCGCUUAACUGUGAAAAAGAUUUUCGUUGGUGGUAUUAAAGAAGACACUGAAGAACAUCACCUAAGAGAUUAUUUUGAACAGUGUGGGAAAGUUGAAGUGAUUGAAAUCAUGACUGACUGAGGCAGUGGCAAAAAGAGAGGCUGCUUUUUAACCUUUGAUGACCAUGACUCUGUCGACAAAAUUGUCAUUCAGAAAUACCAUACUGUAAAUGGCCACAACUGUGAAGUAAGGAAAGCCCUAUCUAAGCAAGAGAUGGCUAGUGCUUCAUCCAGCCAAAGAGGUCGAAGUGGUUCUGGAAACUUCAGAGGUGGUGGUGGAGGUGGAUUUGGUGGGAAUGACAACUUUGGUCGUGGAGGAAACUUCAGUGGUCGAGGUGGCUUUGGUGGUAGCUGUGGUGGUGGUGGAUAUGGUGGCAGUGGGGAUGACUAUAAUGGAUUUGGUAAUGAUGGAAGCAACUUUGGAGGUGGUGGAAGCUACAAUGAUUUUGGCAAUUACAACAAUCAAUCUUCAAAUUUUGGACCCAUGAAAGGAGGAAACUUUGGAGGCAGAAGCUCUGGCCCCUAUGGUGGUAGAGGCCAAUACUUUGCCAAACCAUGAAACCAAGGUGGCUAUGGUGGUUCCAGCAGCAGCAGAGGCUAUGGCAGUGGCAGAAGGUUUUAAUUAUGCCAGGAAACAAAGCUUAGCAGGAGAGGAGGGCCAGAGAAGUGACAGGGAAGCUACAGGUUACAACAGAUUUGUGAACUCAGCCAAGCACAGUGGUGGCAGGGCCUAGCUGCUACAAAGAAGACAUGUUUUAGUCAAUACUCAUGU
Molecule: messenger RNA, 1146 nt
Organism: Phyllostomus discolor (pale spear-nosed bat)
Lineage: Eukaryota; Metazoa; Chordata; Mammalia; Chiroptera; Phyllostomidae
Product: heterogeneous nuclear ribonucleoprotein A1-like
Molecular function (GO): RNA binding
Source: RefSeq, a predicted model, not a curated record